Cladocopium goreaui is the source of this 6381-nucleotide messenger RNA. The record is from the annotation of a GenBank genome assembly. NCBI's taxonomy places the organism in Eukaryota, Dinophyceae, Suessiales, Symbiodiniaceae.
AUGUCGAUGGCCGGCCUGAGGUACUGCCCGAGCAGUCCUACAGGACCGUUGGAAACAAAAAGUGGAGCCUACGUGUACAGUGGAGAUCCGUCCCACUUUCACGAAUGGCAAUUCAGAACCCUUCUUCGUGUAGAACUCUGCAAGAAGAAGAUGGAACAGAAGGCCAAGGAAAAGGCCAAGGAAGCAUCCAGUUCCCCGGUCAGCCCUGCUAGCAGUGACCGGAGGAGACGCGAGCCGACAGAGGCGGCUGAGCAAGAGGGUGCGAAACUGCUGCUGAGGUGUCGCCCCAGGCCCCUUCAGGUGAGCGCUCAGCUGGACUUGGUGGCUUUGCUUCACCCCGUAGUCAAGAGGAGCACGAUCUGUUGGACGUGUCCCCAUGAAGGGCUCAGAGGAGAUGCAUUUCUGAUGGCAAAAGACUUGGGUCUGAAUGCAUUGAUGGAUGUUGGCCCUCCUACCGGACUGGAAUUGCCGGUGGAGAGAAUCAAGGAGCAUGUGUUCCCUUUGAGGUCACAUGAGGCAAGGGAGCUUUUCAGGCUUGGUCAACAGGCAAAUGGCCCCCUCAGUCGACAGUCUGCAGAGACGAUCUUGUCCUUCAUUGGAAGGAGGAAACGAUGGUGGAUUCAACUUAAAGAACUUGACCCAGAGAUGGCAAUUUCCACCCAGAUGCGAGCUGAACUUCUCCUUGAGACAUCAGGCCUGAGCAGACAGGAACAACUCAUGGUCAAGACUGCCUGCCCGAAGCCCAGCUUUGAGGGAUACAGUGAGAUCUUGUUGGAACACCACGGAAGGAUCCAUCUGAGGGAUUCGAGGAAUCUGGCCCCUCCUUCAAGGCCCUUUCAAGCGAAAGGAGCAGGAAAGAACAAAGGAAAGGGGUGGUAUCGAUCAGGCUACAUUGCAGGUGAGUAUGAUGGCCAUGCAGGUGAUGAAGCAGCAGUUGAUGGAGACAACUACGACUGGAAUGAGGACUACGACGACGGAGCCUAUGUUGGGUAUGGCGAUGAGCCCAGUACAGAGGACCCAGAUGAUUGUGACUGGGUGUCAGGUGAAGACCUUGACAUUGCUUUGACAGCCAUGGCUGCCUGUGACAUGGACGAGACCUCAACAGAGGGUCUUGAAGAACUUGGAGAGGCAUGCCAACACCAGUUGCAGGCCUACGCUGCCGUGGGACGUGAAAAGGCAAAGAAAGACAAGGGCAAAGGGAAGGGCAAGAGGGUUGUGAAGACCCAAUUGUCCAUCCAAGACAGGAAAGUCAGACUUGCCAGUCUGAAGAAGAAAAACAGUCGUUGCCUACGCUGUGGAGGCUAUGGACACGGGGCAGGUGACCCAGAAUGCAAAAUGCCGAACGAGAAGCCGAAUGCCACUGCAUCGGUCCCAGGUCAAGUGCCGAGCCAAGGGAAGGUUGGUUACUUUGCCCUGAGUGAUUCCUCAGGAGAUGAUGGUGGCCCAUUGCCUUGUGUGGCCAUUGGAGCAGGGAGCAACAAGAAGACAUGCCCACGUGUGCCCAUGAUGCCUGCCUUUCGUGCCAAGAGAGUGGAUCCAAUGGGUGACAUGACUUUGCCCCCUGGAAGACAGCGCAGGGAAGCCUUGGGAAGGGCUGUGAGUCAGUCUGCUGCACCCUUGGUAGAUCUGGCAGAAGACUUGUUGACGUAUGAAAGGUUGGAACUACUUUUGAGCACUGAUGACUCAGUAGCUGUGAUGCACCAAUUUCAACAGGAUUGUGAAAUUGAGUUGGAACAUGACCCCAGCAUGCGUGCCAGUGUCAUGAUCGACAUCUUGCGCAACGCAAUUGAGGCCGUGGUGGAAGCCAGAGAGGCUACCCAUGCAGGGUAUAUGGCGCUUUCCCCUUUGGAGGACGAUCUGGAGUGCAGUGUGCUCCCAGUGGUUGAUGUUCUCAAUGAUGAACAUGUCUGGGGAGUGUUGGACGAGGGUUGCAACUCAACGGUUUGUGGACAUGAAUGGAUGGAAACAUGCAAAGCCAAGUUGAAGAACAUGGGUUUUGAUGUCCCUAUGCAGUCAGACGAACAGAAGGCAUUCAAAGGUCUUGCAGGCAAUGUGCACACCAAGGGUCGAUACAGAAAUCCAUUUGUGUUGGAACCUGAAGGUGGUAAGAAGUUGCCAGGUGUUUUGGAAACGUAUGUGUUGGUGGAAAGAUUUUGCCCUCCUUUGGACGCCUACUGCAACGAUCCAUCAGCGCGCAACUUGGAGAGACUCUGCCAGAACUUUGGCUUGGGUGACAGGGAAGUCUUUGUGGUUGACACCUUGGAGCUUGGAGACCCUCAUCAUGACAAGAGCUUGAGGAGAGUGAAGCAAGCAGUUGAAGAAGGAAAAGCAGUUGCAGUGGUGGCCUACUGCAGGAGGAACCGGCACAGGAGUGUGGCCCUGGGCUGGUUGGUUACAAGCGCUUUGGAGUUCUUGCAGAUCAGUUGCAGCUUGACACAUGCAAAUGCUCGAACCAGUUGGGCUCAGAUGUCAGGUGGGUGUCGUGGCAGAUGUGAUCACUGCCAGCAUGUCAACACAGAUGCCAAGACCGAGGCAGAGGAUCAUGCAGGGACAUUGUGCGAUUUGGCUCGUUGUGAGAUGAAUGAGAAGGACAUGAGCAUGCUGGAUGAGGCCUGUGAGGUGAGAGGUAUUGGAUUGGCACCAGUACCAAAGGCAGCACCCACAGCACCAGCACCGAGGGCACCAAAGACCAGAGCAAGCCCUCCAGUGCCUCCUGAGCCUUCAAGGGCAUCCUCAACAGGAUCUGCAGCACGACCUGCCCCUGCAACACGACCUCCACCCAAAACACCACCAAGAAGAUCACCAGCGACGAGAAGGACACCCUCGCCACCGAGGAGAUCGAGAUCAGCGCCCAGAGAUGGACAGCAGACAGAGGCCUUGAUUGCAAGGAUCAGUGAGCUGACGUCGGUGGUGUCUCAGCUGGUAGCUGAGAGGGAUCAGGUGUCGUACCGACGACCAAGGACGCCACCAAGACCACCUCCGAGAAGCCCAUCACCACUUCCUCGUCGACGACCUCCAACAAGAACUGUGAGUGUGGAAUCUGUCAUGGCCGGCUGGCCAAGCCAUUUGGAUCUGCCUGCAAGGGAGGAUGAUGGCACCUCCUGGAACAAAAGGGUCGAUGCCCACGGUCUUUCUGUGGAGCUGUUGGAUGCCAUGUGGUACGCAGCUGCUGUGGACCAUCAGACUGGCUACAAGCAGAAGUGCCUACGUUGGGUUGGGCCGUACUUCCCAGGUACAACAGCUGAGGAAAGAAAGGUGCAAACAGUGGAGCAGAACAACAUGGCUGCGAAUGUGAAGGUCGCAGUACUUGGCCCAGACUACAUCGGGUUGUGCUUGCAAGAGGAAGCCUCUGGUGGAAAGACUAUCAGAAGGUCUUGGGCUUCACCAUCCAUGAGACAUGAGGGAUGGAGUGUCACCACCUAUGACUACAUCGACAGUGGAGACAAUGGAGAUGGCAACAACGGAGAUGAUGGCCAUGAUGAUGGACAAGAACAAGAGAAAGACGACGAUGUCGAAGAGAUCACAGAAGAGAACACACAACUUGCUCUGGCAGGUGAUGAAGGUGGAAUGGAAACCAUGGAUACCCUAGAACCCAUGGAUGUGAUUGAAGAAGUUCCCACAGCACAUGCUGCCGCCUUGACGAUGCAUCCUAGCAAAUACAUCGACCGCAACAGCGACGAUGACGCUGACCCAAGUGGGACUACUGGGUCAGAGGCAGUUGCGACUGCAGUGAAGCUGGAGGUGAAAGCAGAGCCUCACCCAUGUGCGCUGUUGGGAGCCUUGAUGUCCAGUGAGUCAAGGGUGAUGGACAAAAAGGACAAAAGUGUGGUAACCUCAGGGUUGAAGAUCAUGCAGCAUGAGGAUGAAGUUAUGAAAGCUAUGGUAGGGAUAUCCCAUUUGUCAGAAUCGGUUCACAUGUUGGUUUUGAAAGACGCCACGGUCAAUUUGUCCAGUUGGAACGAUGUGCAUGUCAUGACAGUUGACCCCAACUGGGAAGACACAUGCAAGAAACUUGCAGCCAGGGUCUCAUCCCAGAGCCCUGGACUGGUUGCAGUGUGCAUGGAAAAUCCCACUUGGAAACAAAUCCAAGAUGUCCAUUGUGAAGCUGACAUGAACCAAUGCAAGGGUUAUUGCUUUGGGGGUGAUCUGUGCCUGUUUGUUGCAGUAGACCGCAACGAUGAACUGUUCAGGCUGGCAGUGGAUUGGAACGAGGGUCAAGAGAGCAUGACACCAAGGCAAUUUGGCCAUCCAACACCUGCUACCUUGAAGAACAUCCUGAAGGCAGGAAGGGCAGGCAGCUCGAUUGGUGAGGAAGGUGGAGGGCAGCCUACUUCGAAUUCAGAGGCAUGUGCCAAGGCGUUGAUGACCAAGUGGAUUGCUUGGGCUGGCUGGCCAAAGGCAUGCAUCAUGGAUCGAGGCCUUCACAACCGAGGCGCAGUGACCAAGAUGCUGGCCAGUCACGGGUGCAAUAUCGAGUUUGCCCCUUUGGAAACCCCAGCAGCUAUAGUCACAGACAUGUCAGAGAGCGCUGACUUGGAUGUGAUUGAAGCGAAAGCAGAUCCAACCGUGGCGUACCACAAGGUACACGCCGCAAGAAUGAGGGCACAGAGGGCUUUCGUCCACUUAGACACAAGCAACAGGGUUGCACGUGCGCUGACACGCAAUGCAGCGCCCCAGCACAAAGAGUAUGCAGUUGGUGAUUUGGUUUGUUACAGGUCUGCCAAUGAGAGCGAGGCCCUGGCUUUCUCCAUCUUGAAUGGGGAACCUGUGCUGCCAGAUGCCAUUGUGUCAGGCCCUCAGCAACAGAAGUACAUCCAUCUUGAAGAUGAACAACAAGGACCAAAGUUCCCAAACCCAGUUGGGAUCUUUGAUGAUGAUGAAGAAGCCCCUCAGGGGAGCAGCGCGCCGUCAAGAGCCCCAGCAACACCAGGAAGACGGUUGAAGGCCAAAGAUAAGACGGACCAAUCUGAACGACCAGGCCUGUACACGAGAGCUGCUCCAAUGACUCCAGGAGCACUACCUGGUGACACGAUGAUGGCUGAGUUGGUGGAUGGAGACCACUGGCGCAUUUCAAUGGAUGUGGCAAUCAGAGUCCAUACAGAAACCAGGUCCUUCAUUGCACAGCGCAGUGUGGAGGCCGAGGAGACAGUUCAAUCUGGGAGGGUGGCCAAGACAGUGGACAUCAGGAAGGUCUCACCAGAGAUCAGAGCCUUGAUGAUGGAAGCUCGAACUGCAGAGUGGGAGAAGUACAAGAGCUUCAACGCUGCAAUUCCCAUUUGGGGAAAGGAGCUUCAGUGCGAUGCUCCGACAGCAGAUGCGGAGUCCCAUUGCCUCCUGGCGAGUUGGGCAGCUUCGGAGAGGUUGCGUCUGAAGGGAAGUGACGUGACCAAUGCGUAUUUUCAAGCAAAGCCACUGACGAGGUUGCUACUGAUGCGGCAGCCGACAGGUGGACUUGGAGAUCCAGAUGUGCCUGCAGAAGCGUGCCUGCUCUGUAGGGUGCCCAUCUAUGGUUCAAUCGAUGCAGGUAGAGGUUUCUACUUGCGCAUGGAUUCAGAAGUGAAGACAGCAGGUAUGAAGGCGUCAAAGGUGAUGCCUGCCCUGUACUAUCAUCAGGACGAAAACGGUGAACCGGAUGCCAUGCUAUGCACCCACGUGGAUGAUUUACUGUUUGCCCACAAGCCAAGUGGAGCGAAGGUGAUUCAGGAGAACACCAGAGGAAUCAAGCCAAUUUCGAUUGACAAGUCCCGUAAGGGAACUGACGUUGUCAUGGAAAAGGAGUUGACAAGUCUCCGUUCAGUGACGGGAUCACUGGCGUGGGUAGCGCGGUACUGUCGUGCAGACUUGGCGUACAAGGCCACGGUGUCAGACUUGAGGCUGGCAAACAAGGCUGUUGAACUGGCACGCCAGAACCAAGACAUGAAGCUGGUGUACAAGGCCAAUUGGAUUGCAAUUAAAGAUCACAGCAUACAUGUGAUCGGCUUCGCUUCGUCAACCUUGAAGCGAGUGUGCAGAGCCACAUUGCAAGCUGAGUCGCACGCACUUCAGAGUGCAGUGGAACACGGUGACCGCUUGAGGUGUGUCCUGUGUGAGAUGACAGGCAAGCUGGUGUCGAUGACAGACUGGCACGAUCAAUGCCAGAUGAAGAUGAAACACGUUUGGGUGUCUGACUGCAUGAGCUUGGUCGAACACCUGAAUGCAGAAGUGCCCAAGAAGGUCCAGGAUAAACGACUGGGCAUAGAGCUUGCGGCAUUGAGGCAGUCCUUGUGGACAGGGAAUGGCCAGAAGAGCAGUCUUGAGUACUCGCCCUAUGGGGACGAGCUGUGGUGGAUUGAGACUGCCCGGAUGCUCGCAGAUGCAUUGACGAAGUCAAUGAAACCCUGC